Molecule: messenger RNA, 15859 nt
Organism: Coregonus sp. 'balchen'
Lineage: Eukaryota; Metazoa; Chordata; Actinopteri; Salmoniformes; Salmonidae
Source: the annotation of a GenBank genome assembly
GCAUCACGUGACACAGGCAGGCUGAUGGAAAUGCAAUGUGCCAGAGAUUUGUGUAAUGUGCUGGUUUCAGCUUGCUAGUUUUUCGAAUUACAAUAUAUAAUGCAGUUUAACAAACGAAUCUUUUGCUGUCAUGUUUAGAACUAUAAUGUUUGCUGACUGGUUAGCCUUCGACGAACACGUGGACAUUGUUGUUGUUAGCCUUGUGGCUAGCUGUCAUUCAUAGGCGACGAAACGGUUAGAUAGCUACAAUUCUGGUAAUGAAACUACCUUGCUCACAAAUGUAAUCAGAAGAUGGUUGUUUUCUCAGCAUGACAAGUGAACAUAGACCUCAGAAAGACUGGUAUUCUAUACUUGAAUCCAGUCCAUCAGAUGGGCUACAAGACCUCAAACAGAAGUACCAAAGACUGGCCUUAAUGGUAUGUGUAAGCUCUAUGGCGGUCUACUGUGUCAUAUAUUUUCAAUUUUACUGAUGGAUAAACUGCUGUUAGGUUUAUUUUCAUCUUGAUGAACCAUGUCAAAAGAGGUCCCAAGAAUUGAGUGAGAGACAGGGUGAGAAAGUAGCUUGAUAUAACGUUACUGUUGGAGAAAGUAGCUUGAUAUAACGUUAUUGUUGGUCCAUUAGCCCCUAGCUUGUAUUUCUAGAAAGUAAAAAUUUUAUGACUAUAAACACACCCUCUAUAUCACACAUAUAUUACCGACUGGGUGUUUAUUUUUGGCCAUCUGUGCAAGUCAAGACUACAUUAAUCCACUGCGCUGCAGCUUCGGCAUGAGGUCUGGGAGUGUCUUCAAGAUAAGUCUUCUAGGUUUCAGGCAAGGUUAGUCUACUUAUCAUGCAAGCUUAGAUUGUCGAUGUGAUGACUAUGAUUAAGUAUGAACUGCAUCUUGCCCUUGGAUAUUAAUCUGUAAAUUUCUAUUAAUCCUUAACAGAAGAGUACAACAUAAAAUUGAUUUGUAUAAUCCAAAACCCAUUUUAAUUACAGAAAACGCCUAGCAACUGCCAAAUCAAUCAUGCUCUAAUCAAUAAGCUAUAACCAAACAACUAUUCAGAGUAAUGUUUUUUUUAAAUCUGAAAAUGUUUUUGUCUGAAAAUAGCUGCACUGUUCAAUAAAAACAGGGCUUUGAGCAAGAGUAUGUUAGGUCUGGUAAUUAGGAAUGUUUAUUAGCGCACAGUAAGUAGGAGAUAUCACCAUUAACUGAUUACUGUGUAUUAUUUUGUCAGACUUUAUGGAUUCAAGGUGCUGUAGGAUUUCACAUAAACCUUAGGCUCUGUGCUUAUCAAUUGUAAAAACACUCAACAAACCUCAAGCUACCAUCAAUGUCAAAAUGUAUUUAAAAAAAUAUUAGACAAAUCCAAUGUUACUUUGAACCAAACAUCCUAGACUUUGCUGUUGGCAUUCCCCAUCCCCCCAUAGUAAUGCCUGCUGGAGUCCAGCCUCCCUGAGACAUUAGGGGGCAGUAGUGUGAUGGUGGCCUUUUGCGCUGCUCCUCUGCUCUCCUCUCCCAUCCCUGAAUGCCUGCACAGCACACGCCUCAGCCUCGUGGUAGAAACAGGCGAUCCUGAUACAGCACAGAGAGGGAGGGAGGGAGAGAGAGAGAGAUGAUGCAUGGUAAGAAGCGCCUAGUGCUCCAAAUUGCCAGCGCUUUAUAUUGUGUUCCUGCCUCUCUAAGCUCCAUUAGCCCCAGUAAAUGAAUAUUUUACAAUGUGUGCAAAGAGACAUCAAUUAAAGCACGUAACUCCAUGGGAAUGGAGGUUGGGCCAUUUUAUAAGAGCCAGGGCUUUUCAUUGUGUUAUGUAUUUAUGACAAAAACCUGAGCUGCAUGGGGACUCAGAAGUGGGGGGAAGAAUUACAGCAAAUAGGUUUCGCUGCUGUAAAAUGUCAAAAUACUGUGUGUGGCUGGAAUUUUUACAGUAGAUGAAAAUAUGUUUAAUUCUGAGCUUCAAAUUUUCUGAAAUAGCAUUGGCAAAUAGUCAAUCACCAGGCCAUAGUGAGUUAAAGCAGUCUCUUCAAUGUAGAAGUUUUUCUUUAACCUGGGUGUUGUACAGGAGGCCUCCUGGUCCUGUGUUUGACAAAAGCAGCCAGGCAGGAAGAUGUGAGAACUACUGUAGCAGCAUGAGCUAGUGGGUCUGGAGAUGGAGGGGUAUGUUAUUUUCAAGCCUUUGAUCCACAGCCAGAUACUUCACACCUGUAAGCUUCCAGCGCAGAGCACUGUCACAAUCAGAUCACAAAGGGGAGUUGGACAUGCACGCCCUGUGGGACUAUAUCACCACUGUGGAAACAAGCAGCUUCUCUAGGUUUGCUUUGAUUUCCUUCAGGACUUGAGGGGGCCACAAAGCUGGUUCAAUGGUGUGAGAAGGAUUUUGUAAUUUUCUUUAGAAAGAGAACAAUGUAUUUUUCUAUCAAAAUGUUGACUGAGUCAGUUCCUCACCCCAUCCAUCAGAACGCCAGACCCAUUUCCUGAGCAGGAGCCUGGUCACAUGCAUAGACUUGUCAUUUGCAUUGUGUGACCACUCUGAAUGUUUUAGAAAAUGACCUUCCCCUCUUAGCCUUCUGUUGAGUCUUUGUCCUUUUAUACUGUAACACUUCCAUUGCUGAACAAUAAUUUGAAAUAGGCUAGAUGAUAAAGAGGUUGGCACUGGUGUUACAGGUUUAGUUUUUUCCAUUUAUGUUUUGAGGUUGGACUUUUAGCACAUUAGCACAUAGGUCGCACCGAUUGGUGUCACCUCGUGAGUCAGUAUGUGUUACACCUGUGCUAGCCCAGGUGAUAUUUAAGAGUGGUUGGCCCAGUGCUCCAGUUGUCUUGAGAGAUGUGGAGGGUCAACACCUUAAAUUGGCUCUCCCUAUUAGAUUGCUAGAAAAACAUUCCUUGGUCUGAUUUUCACUGUUUUUGUUUUGCUCAACUUUUUGGUUUGCUUCCUGUCUUUAAGUUUGGUGUGGGUUUUUCUUUUAUUUGUCUCUUAGUGGGCACAUUUAGUGGAUGCUCAUGGUGGGUGUCUUUUAGGUCCCAGUUGUUGUUACUAGUUAACUGUCAGUGGACACCCCCAUGAGUGUCUUUCAGAACCCCUCCUAAAACCCUACCUUUCGUUUUGUUUGUUGUCAGUGACUCUUUGUUAAUUCCUCCUUAUGUUUGAGCGACAUUUUGUUUGGUUGUAUAUAUUUCUCUGUUUGAGCGGAUUGCCACAUCCCUAAAAUGGCGGCGAGAUAUUUGGUCAAUGCUCCUCCAAAGUGUUCUUGUGGGAAAAGCUCUGAAAGUGUACGCUGCCUUAUCUCUUGAUCAGAGAUCAGAUUAUGACACUGUUAAAGCUGCUAUACUUCGGGCUUACGAGUUGGUCCCAGAGGCAUACAGACAACAGUUCCGUAAAUUACGAAAGACAGAAUCAGAAAAUCAUGUUGAGUUCGCAAGGGAACAAGCAUGUCUUUUUGAUCGGUGGUGUGGUUAUCAAGAGGUCAAGGACCUUGAGGACUUAAAUACACUCCUACUUCUCGAGCGGUUCAAAAUUGCCUUUGCAAAAGGGUUGCUUCCUACAUUUAUGAGCACAUGGAUCUCACUCUUGAGAAAGCUGCAGUUCUUGCAGAUCAGUUUGUGUUUACACAUAAAACUACCUUCACAAACAAAGCACCCAGUAGUAGUUAUCCCUACACAAAAAGCAAUCCAGAGAAGUCAGCUCCUACUGCAAGAUUUAACUCUUUUUCUACAGUGCCCAAAGAUCGGCAGAAAAGGCGCACACAGCACAGAGGAGCGAAGGAGACGAGACCAAAAAUACAACUAGAGAACAGGCGGACAUAAACGGAAAAUAACAGAACCUUGAUACUUGCGAUAUAGGCAUUUGUAAUUAAUUCGAUAUAUCGCCCAGCCCUACAUUAAAUGCUAUGGCAACAGCUCUAGUGGACCUUCCUGCAGUCAGCAUGCCACUUACAUGCUCCCUCAAAACUUGAGACAUCUGUGGCAUUGUGUUGUGUGACACAACUGCACAUUUUAGAGUGGCCUUUUAUUGUCCCCAGCACAAGGUGCACCUGUGUAAUGUUCAUGAAAUCCAGGGCAGAUUGAUUUUAUUGACUAUAAGAAAUUAAGAAAUGAGGUUAACAGGAUGAUACAGAAGGCCAAGAAAUAUUAUUUUAAUGACAAAAAAGUUGAGAACAGGAACAAUCCGAGUAAAUGAUGGAAGUGUCUCUGAAGCUGUUAGGUUACAGUAACAGAUUAAAGACCAAAGCUCGAAAUCUUAGCUUGGACAUUGGAGGAAAGGUUACAUCAGACAAGACCAUGGUUGCAGACAGUCUGAAUAGCUACUUUACAACUAUAGCUAAUACAUUAGUUAGCAAGUUACCUUGUCAAUCAGUUUGCUAUGGGGAGAGACAAGUCCAGCUGUUUUACUCGUAGCAGGGGAUUCAAGUAGAUGCUUUUUCAUUUGAAAAAGUGUCUGAGUCAACCAUUCCAAAGCAACUGGCCUUGACAACAUUCCUGCCAGAUUUCUAAGUAAUGCUGCAGUAAUUCACACCCUGCGUAACUCACAUUGUAAAUCUGUCUAUUGAACUAGGGUUUUUUCCCAGUGAACUAAAACUCACAAGGCUCAUUCCUCUAUAUAAAAAAGGGAAUAAGUUAGAUCAUGGAAACUAUCGGCCGUCUCAAUCCUGUGUGUUUUAUCAAAGGUCAUGGAAACUAUCGGCCGUCUCAAUCCUGUGUGUUAUAUCGAAGGUCAUGGAAUCUAUCGGCCUGUCUCAAUCCUGUGUGUUUUAUCGAAGGUCAUGGAAACUAUCGGCCGUCUCAAUCCUGUGUGUUUUAUCGAAGGUCAUGGAAACUAUCGGCCGUCUCAAUCCUGUGUGUUUUAUCGAAGGUCAUGGAAAAGAUUAUGUGCGAGCAGAUUGACAGUUAUAUUUCCUUACAUAACCUACUAUAUGAGCUCCAAUCUGGCUUCAGGAAAUCCCAUUCCACCAACACUUGCCUACUAUAUCUAACUGACCACAUCAGGAAGGAAGUAGAUAGAGGGACAUUUUGUGGUAUGGUUAUGUUAGAUCUCCAAGGUGUUUGAUACACAGUGGAUCAUGAGAUUCUGUUAAUCAAACUAAGAGCCAUGGGCUUUAACAACUUAGCCGUAAAAUGGGUUAGCUCUUAUCUGCAAGGAAGAAAACAGAUGGUGGAUGUGGUUGGGACCCUGUCUAAACCCAAAAUCUUGAACUGUGGGGUACCCCAAGGGAGUGUGCUGGGCCACUUUUCUAUCUGUUGGAUAUAAAUGAUCUGAAAUCUGCCUGUACAUGUGACCUUUUCCUCUAUGCAGAUGAUUCUGCACUGUUGGUUUCCCACAAAGACAGAACUGUGGUUGAGAAAGCCCUCGGUGCUGAACUUCUGAAUGUCAGUAAAUGGUUAUAUGACGACAAGCUGUCACUUCACCUUGGAAAAACACAGUCCAAAGUGAAACUAAGGAAAUCCUUGGAUUUUAAGGUGGUAGUAGGUUACUUAGUAGUCACAGCAAAAGACUCUGUUAAUUAUCUUGGAUGUGUGCUAGGUAACUUUUUGUGCCAUGUUCUCUCCUGUCACAUUGUUAUCUCCAAAGUGAACCAUCAAAUUAGGUUUAUGGCAAGAACCUCCAAAUAUCUGAAUAAGAAUGCAAUGGUGGCAUUGGCAGGGGAUCUUCUUCAGUGCCACUUCAACUAUGCGUGCUCUUCCUGGUACAAUGGUGCCCCCAAGAUAAUAACAAAUAAAUUGCAGACAUCUCAGAACAAAUUUGUCAGGAUUAUUCUUAAACUUCCAGCAUGUACUCAUCUUGACCAUUCCCACUUUGAAAGCCUUAGAUGGCUCAAAGUGGAGGAGAGCGUAUCUCAGAUUAAAUUGUGUCUUGUACAUAAGGUUGUCCACAGUAUGGUUCCCAGGUACCUAUGUAACUACUUUAACUUGGUCCGAGAUAACCAUAACUAUUCCACAAGAAGGAGUGAAACUGAUGUUGUUCCUUUUAGAUUUAAUAUGGGGAAAGAAACUUUUUUGUACUCAGCUGCCAUUCUUUGGAAUAGUCUUCCAAAUAGUUUGAAACGUAUACCUUCAAUGGGGGGUGUCAAGUUCUCACUGAAAAAAUUGCUAAAUAGUAGCAUGUCUCAAAAGUGAGUCAUAAGAUUAUAGUACAUGGCUGAGAAGGAAAUACCUGGGAUAGCAUAUUGUGAUUGUCUUGUAUAUAUUAGGGGUUGAUUGUUGUAUAUAUUAGGGGUUGAUUGUUUUAUAUAUUAAGGGUAUGUGAGAUGUAACUGUCCAUAGUUGUUUAUUAGGAAAUUGAACUGCACUAAUUAGCUCAUUUUAUGAAACAAACAACAAUUUUUGCCACUGCAGUUGCUGCCUAACCUUGCUGCAUUCCCCCCUUCCCCCUCAAAAAGGACCACAAUGGAAAUAAGAUUUUUAGCUUUAUUGUGUUAUCCUUGAUGAUUUUUCUUAGAUUGUAUGUGGAGGCGUCACCGGCUGGAGUGCCAUUAUGUAUGUAUAAAAAAUAUAUAUAUCUACAGUGGGGAGAACAAGUAUUUGAUACACUGCCGAUUUUGCAGGUUUUCCUACUUACAAAGCAUGUAGAGGUCUGUAAUUUUGAUCAUAGGUACACUUCAACUGUGAGAGACGGAAUCUAAAACAGGUUGUUGGCCAAGAUCUCGCGAUACGUGGUCCCAUCCAUCCGUCUGAAGUUUGCCAAUGACCAUCUGGAUGAUCCAGAGGAGGAAUGGGAGAAGGUCAUGUGGUCUGAUGAGACAAAAAUAGAGCUUUUUGGUCUAAACUCCACUCGCCGUGUUUGGAGGAAGAAGAAGGAUGAGUACAACCCCAAGAACACCAUCCCAACCGUGAAGCAUGGAGGUGGAAACAUCAUUCUUUGGGGAUGCUAUUCUGCAAAGGGGACAGGACGACUGCACCGUAUUGAGGGGAGGAUGGAUGGGACCACGUAUCGCGAGAUCUUGGCCAACAACCUCCUUCCCUCAGUAAGAGCAUUGAAGAUGGGUCGUGGCUGGGUCUUCCAGCAUGACAACGACCCGAAACACACAGCCAGGGCAACUAAGGAGUGGCUCCGUAAGAAGCAUCUCAAGGUCCUGGAGUGGCCUAGCCAGUCUCCAGAACUGAGCCCAAUAGAAAAUAUUUGGAGGGAGCUGAAAGUCCGUAUUGCCCAGCGACAGCCCCGAAACCUGAAGGAUCUGGAGAAGGUCUGUAUGGAGGAGUGGGCCAAAAUCCCUGCUGCAGUGUGUGCAAACCUGGUCAAGACCUACAGGAAACGUAUGAUCACUGUAAUUGCAAACAAAGGUUUCUGGACCAAAUAUUAAGUUCUGCUUUUCUGAUGUAUGAAAUACUUAUGUCAUGCAAUAAAAUGCAAAUUAAUUACUUAAAAAUCAUACAAUGUGAUUUUCUGGAUUUUUGUUUUAGAUUCCGUCUCUCACAGUUGAAGUGUACCUAUGAUAAAAAUGACAGACCUCUACAUGCUUUGUAAGUAGGAAAACCUGCAAAAUCGGCUGUGUAUCAAAUACUUGUUCUCCCCACUGUAUAUAUAAAAUAAAUUUAAUCAAUCAAUGCUGUUUAAUCAGCUUCUUGAUAUGCCACACCUGUCAGGUGGAUGGAUUAUCUUGGCAAAGGAGUAAUGCUCACUAACAGGGAUGUAAACACAUUUGUGCACAGAAUUUGAGUGAAAUAAGCUUUUUGUGUGGAUGGAACAUUUCUGGGAUCUUUUAUUUCAGCUCAUGAAACACGGGACCAACACUUUACAUGUUGCAUUUAUAUUUUUGUUCAGUGUAAUUGCUUGCCAGUCUUCCAGUUACUUAACAUUUUAAAUAUAAUUGCGGUGGACAGUAAUUGGCCUAUCCGAGACUGUUGGUUAUUGUAGUUCAGUAUCACCCCAUGCAUCAUUACCCGUUCUGGAAGAGGUUCAGCUUCUGAACUACAGUGACCAUACAAGAACACACACACAUGCAAUGGUCUGCUUGCCAGUGACAGAUUAUAAUCACCAUUCAUGCGAAUGCUUGCUAGGAAGGAUCUAAGUUUUCCAAAAGCCCCACCACCACCGCCACCUCCCUCCUCUCCCAUAGGCAGAUCAGGAGCCCGUGAUCCAUCAUCCUGCUAACCUCACCAAUCGGUGGCCGAAGCCUGUACUCCAUAGACCUGCAGGAGGACAUUAGAGCUGUCCCAUGUGCAAGGAAACACAGACAGGGCUGUCAGUAUCCACUAGAGAGCUGGGACAUACCUCAGGGCCAGUUUGAGCAUUACAUGAGGGGAUCCUUCCAUAUUGAUAUUAAUCAACAGAUGACAUAAUGCGGAUAUCGCUAUACCCUCUCCUCCCCCCUAACAAAACAACAAUGAAACGCAAAAGAGAGCAAGGGUGGUAUCGCUGCUGUAUUUGGCCAGAGGUGUCGUGGGAUGGCCUGUGCCCUCUUCUCCAGCUCUCUGCCCAAAGCUGUCUGGGCUAACGGAUCUGUCCUCUCUGAUGUCUCAAUCUAGUUGUGUUUGCUGUACUGUACGCCGCCUCCUCUGGUAAAUUGUCCAGAAGAAAAGCAUUGGUCCAUCAGCAAAUUACCCAGAAAAUGAUGUCAGUGCAGGUUGUGACAUGGGCUUUUUUCCCACUGGCAGAUUGUCACCGACUACUAUGGUCUAAUUAACCUAGCUUCUGUCUAGUGUGUCUGAGCCACCAUCACCCCUCUUAACCCACACACCCCUCUACCAUCUCAAACAAAGUACAGGUUCAAGGGACUGAUGGCUGCUGUUAUUUUGGUCAUUGUUUCUGUUGUGAUGGCUGUUGUCAGUCUUGUCAUUGUGGCUGUCUCUAACCUGUGUUUCUCCUGUCCUCUGUACUGGCUGACAGUAUCACCCUGACAAGCAGGGCCCAGAUGUGACUGUGACUGAGGCAGAGGAGCACUUACACAGGUUCAUUGAGGUCGACCAGGCUUGGAAGGUCCUGAGCAACCAGGAGACAAAGAGAGCCUAUGAUCUGCAGUUACGUGGUAAGUCGUCCUCCUUCCACAGUUCAGAGGAACUGUCUUUCAGAGGAACACACUACAAUCCAGGAGGGCUCCGUUAGGAAACAUUCACUCUCACGUAAUGUACAUUACAUUUACACUAGCAUAUUGUGCUCCCACUCUCACCACUCUCUGAUGCUCUUCUUACAGCCACCAUCUCAUCCCUUCACUCUUACUUUUGAUAGCUCUCCUGUGAUUCAUUUGAACAUGAAACAUGAUUUUUCAUUUCAUUACACGUUUUGGAAUUGUAUGGCUUUAUUUAUUCUUACUGGUUGGUUCAUGCUCAAUUAAAUCCCAUAGCAAUUCCCCUUGGGACCAUCCCUUGCUUAAUAUUGAGUGAUGAACAGUGACGCUGUGUGAAGUCACUAAGGCCACAUAUAACUAGUGGGCCUAUGUGGUGUCUGAAAAGGUCACACUAAAUGAGGCAUGAACCAAUCCAGUUUGCAUAACUUAAAUUCUAUUUCCAUUUCCAAGAUUUCCUUAAAACUUUCAAAGUCAGAAGCAAUAAUAGAAGUCUCUAGUUUCGACCAUUAAAAAUAACUGGCCUGUUUUUCGAAGUAUGUUCACGUGAUCGUUUCUCAAUGAUCUGGGUGCUCGAGAAAGGGCCGAGAGUGUUGUGCAAAGACCCACCACCAUCCACCCACUCACAGACCCACCACCAUCCACCCACUCACAGACCCACCACCAUCCACCCACUCACAGACCCACCACCAUCCACCCACUCACACAGCCAAUACAGGAAUAAAACGAGUAACAGAUGGUCAUCAAAAAGAAAGGAGGACCAAGGCACUCUUCAUAUAAUUAAUUAAAAUGCCUGUAUUUGUAUGGCAUGUUCAAUAGAAACACGUUUCGGCUGCAUGGCCUUCGUCAGGGAGUCAGAUGGUGUCCGGCUCCUGACAAUGGUUGUUCUCUGCCAUCUCUGUCCCUCAUAAAAGGACAGAAGAGGGGAGGAGAGCAGGGGCUUCUGGGAUGAGGAGGAGGAGGAGGAGGAGGAGAGGAGAGGGGGGAAAUGUAGGUCAGACCUGUUACACACGGCCUAGCUUUACAUGAAGUGAUAUGCUCCCCCCCCCCCCCCCCCCCGAUCCCAGGAAAGAGGUUCCCCUAGCUAGCUCUCCAUUAGGACCUUCAAUAACUGUACAUCCAGGCCCUGUGUGUGUGUGUGUGUGUGUGUGUGUGUGUGUGUACCAUUAGUAGGGGAGAGUUCCCAUCGCCUUUGGGGGGCAAACACUCAGCCAGCCAGCCUCAGCACAGUGCCACUCUGUAAGACAACACACUCCAGCCAUAGCACUGAAAUAUAGAGUGUCUGUAGUAGAACGAAACCCCUGUCUGGUCCUCAUAGAUGGUAUUGACUUUGUCUUCCAUUGUAUGCUGCCUUAUAAUAACAACCCCCAAAGAAUCCCUCCGUAAACACCCCUUUUAACCACUUUUUAAAUCAUUAUUUUUCCACUCAUCCUCAGAAUAUCAAACAUUUUAGAUCUCCAGGGACAGUUUGUUAUCCAUUAUAAUAAUAAUAAUAUGCCAUUUAGCAGACGCUAAAUAAAUUAUGACCUAACAAUGGAUAUUUUGAUAUGCAAUUGACUAAGAAAGAGGUGAAGGUUGUGUUUUCAUGUAACAAUACUUUUUUUAUUCCAGCAUGAAUACUUUAUAUCCAACAUACCUUUUUUUUAUAACAGACAAAUCAGAGUUUCUCUGUUGAAUGUGAAAUCUGGGCCUUCUUUGAUGGCUGAUCUGUGAGAGUAUUGGUUGUCCCUCAUGGCUGGUUGCAGGCUGAUUGUUUUAAGCACCCAAUAGCAGAGGUGUACAAAAGUAUUCGCUACAUUUUGAAUGCUUAGCAGAUUUGUAAAUUAUGUCUGAUUGUUGUGUGACCCUGGCUAUCCGUAAAUUUUAUUUAAAAAACAAGAAAAUGGUGCCGUCUGGUUUGCUUAAUAUAAGGAAUUUGAAAUGAUUUAAACUUUUCGAUACUUAAGUAUAUUUCAGCAAUUAUAUUUACUUUUGAUACUUAAGUAUAUUUAAAACCAAAUACUUUUAGACUUACGCAAUUAGUAUUUUACUGUGUGACUUUCACAUUUACUUGAGUCAUUUUCUGUUAAGGUAUCUUUACUUUUACUCAAGGAUGAGAAUUCUGUACUUUUUCCACCACUUCCCAAUAGGGAGGGUGGGGUAGCAGACUAGCAGCACACAGCUCCCAUCUGUCUGGCUGCUGUAGAUCUCCAGUACCUACCAGUAAACAUCACCAUAGUGUUUAAUGUUGCCCAGCCAUUCAGAAGGACUGGCUCAUUCUCCACUGUGAUCAAGUGGGGCUGAUAAUUAAAACAAACACAACAGAUGCCAGCUCAAAGGCCUGUUUCAUCCAGAUUUCACAGAGGAACUCAGUCAGUCCUCCUGUUGUUUAUCAGAGGGAGAUGUUGCUAGGCCCUUUUGAGUCAUGAGUGGAUUGUUUUAUCUUCAUGCUCAUUAGAAGUGAAGGGGAAUGGAUAUUCAUCCAUUAUAAUCCCCAUGUCUAUUACAACUGAUAAUAAAUAGCCUUUCCCUCUUCAAAGUGAUGUUCAAUACCAGUACGACAAAUAAAUAGUUAAAAGCUGAUAGUCUCAAAACAUUAGGAACGAAUCCCAUGUUGGCUGUCAAACAGGCUAUAUCAUAAACAACCGGCUUUGCAAUUCAGCUUGGUACUGAGACCGGGGUUGCAUUUUCCUGUGUUCAGGCAGACAUGUAUGGUAAUUACUAGGGGCGGUAAUUGUGUUUUGUGGUGGAGGGAGAAGUGUGCGCGUGUGAGCAGGGUGGACCAGGUCUCUGACACACUGUGGGGUUGUCUGGGAGCGAUGUGCAGCCAGCCCUGACUAAUACUAAAUCAUCUCAUCCUUAAUGUGCACCACCUCCACCGCCAAACACAUAGUGGCCAUCUUCCCGGGUUGUUUCAGGGCAACUUGCAGCAGCCCACUGGAGAGGCGUGUUUUUCCACCCUCACCUCCCCAACACUGAGACCAGUGAUCUCCGACCGCGCGCGCCACUAGGCAAAAUAUAUGCUUUAGUUUGUUAACACUAUCUGCUCUAAUUCGCUCACAAAACAGUAAUUAGGCUACGUAGGCCUACAUCAGGAGUCAGCAACAGGCGGAGUGAUAUUUUUUUUUUCUUCAAAGUACUGGUAUUGUCUCAAUGUAAUCAAGGUAUGAAGUGAUUGUUAUUUUGAAAUGCAAUCUCUUAUUGGGCUUAGUUGUGGUCAAUGUGCAGUGUACAAAUUAUUAUAAUUAUGUUCCGGCCCCCUGAACAUCUGCUCCGACAAAAAUCGUCCCGCGGCUGAAUCUAGUUCCCUACCCCUGGCCUACAUAAUUCAAGAUUAUUUAAAUGCACAUUCCCAUGAAACUGAUUGAGAUCAAAUGAUUGACUUGCAGAUGCAGUUUGGACGUUUCACCUGUAAAACGUGAAGAAUUAUCAUUCAUGAUUAACAGUGAUGAUGGCCCAUUUUGAAAUGAGGUAUGCCUAAUUUGGUGUUUGAGGGUAUUAAAAAUAGAAAAAUGUAUUGCGAAAAUUUGUGUGGAUCUAGGCAGAGGUAGCAUUUUGAGGAUGCAUUUCAUGCACAUUCUAAAAUGAUAUUCAAUAGGCUACAUCUGUCGAUACAAACUUUGAGAAAUGCUGACGUCAUCAAAAAUAGUGCUCCAGCACCCAUCUGUCUGGCUGCACUACACCACUGCAAACGGUUAAUAACGCUUUGAUGAUAUUGUUCAUGUGACCUGGCAGAGCCUCCUUGGGAUCUCUCAGUAGUGACUGGCUGUCGUCUGGGCCUUCUGGGCAGGGUGCAUCAACUGGCUGAGUCACCCUAUCAUUAGGACAUGGUCACUCUGACUCCCUCAACACCAGCAAGACUACAGUGUCCCGUCAAGACUACAGUGUCCCGUCAAGACUACAGUGUCCCGUCAAGACUACAGUGUCCCGUCAAGACUACAGUGUCCCGUCAAGACUACAGUGUCCCGUCAAGACUACAGUGUCCCGUCAAGACUACAGUGUCCCGUCAAGACUACAGUGUCCCGUCAAGACUACAGUGUCCCGUCAAGACUACAGUGUCCAGUGUAGUUGAUCUACUUUUGUUCCUUUCCAAGUCGUAUUGAGGCUCAGAUCAGGCAUGGAAAUCUAUUAGUCCUAUAGUGUUAGCUUAACUGUUGAAGCACUGUGACAAAGGGUCCCAGUGAAUGUAUAGCCUCGUUCUGUAUGAUGUAUUGAAUCACCUAGAUGUAGGCCUAUAAUUUGCACCUGACCACUGGCACAUUAAGAAACUAUGGUCUCACAAGAUUGCAGUAACAACGACGGAAGUUAAUCAAAUCCACAUUUUGAUUGGUGUAUCUGUCAUUUGAGCCUCAUCCGUCAAAUGGUACAGUAUAUCACGAGGAUGAAUUAACAGACACCUUUUACUGAGAAUUUACUGACACCUUUCCUCAAUCUCACUGUACCACUUCUUAAAAAACUAAUGAGAACAGCAGGUGAAAAUUUCUUCACCAAAUCUAUCCAAUGAUAUCCAUACAUAGCUGUGAGGUAGGCCACUUAGGCUAGUCUCCUGUCUAAUUAAAGACCAGCAUUAAAGAGUGGCAUCAAAAUGUGCUAAUUACCGUUUCCUCACAAAGGCUGGUGAAGAGGUACUGUACUGCUAGAGAUGGAGUGAAGUGUUAAUAUCUAUUACUGUAGUUGUCUGUCUGUCUUUGUUUUUAUAUUAACAGUAGGCUGGCCUAUAACGUCAAAUGUCCGACUAAGUUUGAAGUACAUUACAGAUAAGCCUAGGCUAUAUGCACUAUUAUAAACCAGGUAGUUUGAGUCCUGGAUGCUGAUUGGCUGAAACAGCAUUUCAGCCACGUGUAUAUCAGACAAUAAUAUAUUGUACCACGGAUAUGACGCAAAAAUACUUGUUAACUGCUCUAUUUAUGUUGGUAACCAGUUUAUAAAAGCAUUAAGACACGUGUGUGUUGUGGUAUAUGGCCAAUAAACCACACCCCCUCGGGCCUUAUUGCUUAAGUGGAUACCUUUUUAUAAAUUCAUAUCUGAAAGCAUCUUGACUGUAUGUUCCCCUAAUUUCAAUCCAUACUGAGACAUAUUUUCAUAAUUAUAGUUCAUCCAUCCUUUGCAGGGAGGUAUAUCUGCAUCUUGCAUAUUCAGCAGUAUGUGGCCUAACGUUACCUUAGAGCUUGAUGGGGAAUUGUCACCAAAGAUGACCUCACUACUCUGCAUACUUCCACUUCUAAUCUCAGUUAGUGGUUCUGAUGCGUCUGUCCCUCUCCAGAAUUAUCACCUCAAUAUUGAGUGUUGAUUUAAGAGAUUUCAUAUAUGCACCAUUACUAGUGUCCCUAUUGUGUCAAAGUGGCUGUAAGCUGUGAGGGGAAACUGUCCAAACCUAUGAAUCAAUGAACCUAGAUAAGACCAGUGUAGCUUAAUUAGUCUCUCCAGGAUUCUGCGAUCGCAAAAUGUUAAAUAAACAAUUCCCCGCAUAUUACGCACAAAACGGUCAAAUCAUCGCAAUAUUAUCGCAUAAAACUGACCCAUCACCGCAGUACAAAAAAACGCAGUAUAAAAAGAUGGCUCGCAAUUUCAACCAAUCACCGCACAUUUAACACAUAUCGUUCAGUCAAGCCACUUGUCAACAAACUUUCUCCCUCGUCAGCGCAUUUUCACGACAAGUUGGACAACAUCAUCGCAUGUUGCCAUGCAAAAUGUCAGAAUUGCCACAGGAAAAUCAAGCAUGUAGACAGAGAUUCAUGCGAGAUAUCAAUUGUCUUUCCCAAGAAACUACCAUUGUAUGAGAUCAGUCUGACAUCUCACAUCCUCUCAUCUCAUCUCCCUUCCAUCUACCUUUCAUUUGUGUGCCUGUGACACUCCUGUAUCUCCUCUAUCACUCUCUUAACCGCUGAAUGUCACUGGCACAACAGUAGCCUACAAACAUUUAUCUGAGAGCGUCAAUGUGGUUUUUAUAAUCUGUAUUUUGUAAUGUCAAUUAUUGUAUCAUUGUGGAGUGACAUUUUCAUAGAUUUGUGACAUUUUCAUGUUUCUCCUGUCUCAAUGCAGCCAGCGAACUGAAUCAGAGUUGGCCAGUUGACGCCCGUGUCUGUCUGGACGACAUGACUUUAGAUGAAGGUGAGUGAGUCAAGUCAUCGUCAUCUUUCUUUAUCUUCCUUAUUUAAUCAUGAUCUCUUCUGUGCUGCUAUUGAAGUCAUAGUAGGUACAUCCAUAAAGUUCUACUCCACCUGUCUCAUCCCAUGUACCCCUCUGCUCUCAGCUGUUUGACAGUGUCUGUGUUCUCUUUUCAGAUAACGAGGUGUACACGUAUGGCUGUCGCUGUGGAGGGGAAUUCUCCAUUGGAAGAGAGGAGGCGGAGGAGGAAGAGGCCAUUGUGUGCUGUGACACCUGUUCACUCAGCAUAGAAGUCAAGAGGACAACCUGACUGACUGUCUCAUUGUUGGCCGGACUCCUCUGAAUCCUGAAGAACUGGAUGACGUCAAGGAGGUCCAUAGUUUUCUUUUCAUCUACGUCCACCUUCUAUUUAAAUGGGCACCCCCCAUGGGGCCUUGUGCACAUGUCUAUUGGCCAAUGAAAGGAAAGUAGAUUUUGCUCUCUAACAGACAAGCUCGUCUGUUCUUUUAAAUGUCAUGCAAUAAAAUCAUGGUGCAAAAUUCAACUAACAACCAAUCAAGUGAACUGUGUCUCAUGAUAAUGGGUAUGUGGGUCUCACAUGCAUGUAAUUCAUAUAAUGGGCUCUAUUUUAACAAACCAAACGCAAUGUUAAAUCUAUGUCAGGCGGUAGCGCUAUAGGUUCAGGGGUGUGUCAGAAAUAGGUUUGCUAAUUUCACUAUCAAAAUUAUCAGCGCACUUGCUGGCGUUGGCGCGAAAGGGCUGGGUUUUGAUGAAUAAACAAGUUGUGGGUGUGU